CGUCACAAACAUGGACGGUAAUUUGUAUUUCGGUGUUGUAAUUUAAAGCAUUUUCGUUUAUUGAGUGCGUAGAAUGUCGGAAAGAAACGAAAAAAUACUCGCUGAAUUGCUGAAAUACCCCGGGAAUAACGUGUGUGCUGAUUGCGGGACUCCAAAUCCAGAAUGGGCUUCAUACAAUAUAGGUAUUUUCAUCUGCACAAGAUGCUCAGGGGUGCAUCGAAGCAUGGGGGUGCAUAUAAGUAAGGUUAAGCAUUUAAAGCUCGACCGAUGGGAGGAUUCGCAGGUUGAGCGCAUGAAAGAGGUGGGAAAUACCAAAGCGAAAUUGAAGUAUGAAGAAAGGGUGCAUCCUUGUUACAGGAGGCCCAAGCAGGACGAUCCUCAGGUCCUAGUGGAGCAAUGGAUUCGAGCAAAAUAUCAACGCGAAGAAUUCUGCCACCCGGAACGUCAAACUUACACUUCCGGCCACUUGGAAGGGUAUCUGAUGAAACGCGGAAAAGAAGACAGCAAAUACCAAACCCGAAAGUUCGUGCUUUCGGAAGCCGACGACACGCUCAAGUACUACGUGCGGGAAAACAGAGAACCUAAGGCAAUCUUGCGAGUGUCUGAAAUAAAUGUGGCUUUUUCCCCGGAAAAAAUCGAGCAUGCAGCUUCCAUGCAAAUCACGUUUUUAAAAGAUGGCACUACAAGGCACAUUUUUGUGUAUCACGACGAUCCGGAAAUUAUCACCAAUUGGUAUAUGGCGAUAAGGUGCGCGAAAUUGCACAGAUUACAGGUUGCUUAUCCGGCAGCAGACGAAUGCGUGCUGGUGAAUUAUUUAACCGAAGACUUUGCCAAAGAGGGAUGGCUUUACAAAACGGGGCCCAAAACCACGGACGGGUUUAAAAAACGUUGGUUCACGCUGGACAACCGGAAAUUAAUGUACCACGAUGAACCGUUAGAUGCUAAUCCGAAAGGAGAAAUAUUUAUAGGUCAUGCGCUGGACGGAUAUGGGAUACGGAUAGGGGUGUCAGCAGGGGUCAAAGAUCAGGGUUUCUCGUUUUCUCUGUCGACCCCUGAAAGAACCUACAAUUUAUCCGCCCAAACAGAGGCAGACAGAGAUCAUUGGAUAGAAGUUAUAGAAAGAGUAAUCGAAAAACCUCUAUCGCCGCAAGAUUCAGCCACAUCUGUCAGGUUGAUAAGGAAACGCACCAACACGAACUCGAUGUCCAUAUUCUCUCAAAGGUAGUCACAAUGUGUAAAAAAAAUAUCGUCAUCAUCACCCGACUAGUCGUAUAUUUAUUAUUAUUUAAACAAUGAAAAAAAAUUAAUUCAUCAUCCAUCUCAUCGUUAAUACUCAAAUGACGCGGUAUAAUAUUUAUUAUUCAUCGGAAUAAUCGAAGUACUAGAAUUUUUUAUUUUUACUAUACUGUAAGAUUAUAUAUAUAACUUUUUUAUUUGCCCUGACAAGGUAUGUAUUUUGAGGGUUGACACAGGGUGAUUAAAAUUAUCCCCCCAAAUCUACAAACCUUUUCCAUGCUUAAAUAUUACUGGCAUGGGAGAAAUGGAAAUUAAAGUCAUCCUGAAUAUUGUGUAUAAAAAUAAUUAUUUUGCAUAUUAUACAAGGUGACUACUAAAUUUACCUCUAUACAAAAGUUGAUAAUAACCAAAGUUGAAAGUUCGUUUUCGAUUUUAUUAAAUGACUGAAAAAAAAAUAAACGUUUCUGCACAUUUAAUAAAAUUGAAAACGAACUUUUAACUAUGACACCCUGUAUCUUGGUUAUUUUUGGCUUUUUAAUAGAAGUAAAUUUCGUUAUAGGGACACCUUGUAUAAUAAUAACUUGCCAGAUUUUUAUAAGUA
Molecule: messenger RNA, 1837 nt
Organism: Brassicogethes aeneus
Lineage: Eukaryota; Metazoa; Arthropoda; Insecta; Coleoptera; Nitidulidae
Source: the annotation of a GenBank genome assembly